AUGUCCGAUAGUGAUCACCCGUCCGAUGGUGCUACAGGAACUGGUCCGCCUAUUCAGCGUUCUAGCCAAUUUGACGCUGUCGUCGAACAGUUUAAAGGUUAUGUAGAUUCAAGAUUACAUGAGCUUUCAACCGAGUCGGCGAGUAACACUGAAUCCAGCAAAUCUCUCUCCAAAACGAAGAAACUCCGCAGAGAGGCCGAAGCUUCUAUGCUGAAGAAGAAGGGGAAUCUCAAGCAGUUUCUCUUCAACGCUGAACUCCUCGACGAGGUCCAGUCCAUUACUGAAGACCUUCAAACGCAAGAUACAGAUUCGGCGAACAAAACGGCCAAGCGUACAAUUAAACUCAUUGGAAGGCGUCAGAAACUCAUCAAACUCGCCGACAAGAGUGAACCCGGCUGGUUAGCAGUAGACGAAUAUGAGAGUGAUGAACUCGCCAGAGACUCGGCCGACGAGAAGCGUAUCAGAAUGGCACAAGAUAAAGCAGUCCGUAAAAAGUUUCAGAUGGCUAAAUCUGCUUCUAGGUCUCGCUCUACUGGUAGUAGCAUACGGAAUGUUCCGUCCAACUCUCAGGAUAAUUUGCUUUUUCGAGGUUUGUAA
Porites evermanni is the source of this 597-nucleotide messenger RNA. NCBI's taxonomy places the organism in Eukaryota, Metazoa, Cnidaria, Anthozoa, Scleractinia, Poritidae. The record is from the annotation of a GenBank genome assembly.